Messenger RNA from Lagopus muta (rock ptarmigan), 1863 nucleotides. RefSeq names its product glycosyltransferase 8 domain containing 2 (gene GLT8D2). The coding region runs from base 408 to 1460 and encodes 350 amino acids. The transcript is spliced from 10 exons. Gene Ontology annotation, molecular function: glycosyltransferase activity. The record is from RefSeq and is a predicted model, not a curated record. Lineage: Eukaryota; Metazoa; Chordata; Aves; Galliformes; Phasianidae. Gene Ontology annotation, cellular component: Golgi apparatus.
UGCAAUCUGCUAGAUGAAGCUCUAAGGCAAGUUUGCCAGAUCUGGGGCUGCAUCAUCGUUCAGCACAUCUGGAAGUGGUUUAUGGGCUCUCAUUCCUUUGGUGCCGCGUCUGGACUCUGUGCUAUUCCUCAGCAGCAGGGAGAGAAAAGAAAACCAGCACAACUCCAAAGUAAACUUUGAAGAGUUUGAAAAAGGAAUUGAAUCUUAAAACUGUUUCUGUGCCCUGUAAGGCCCUUGUACAGGGGACUUUAAAGGAAGACGAUGGGCAAGGAAGCUUUGGCAAGAAUGCUGACAGCUGUGGGCUAUCUAGGAUCCAAGUAAAAAGCUCUACAGCUCUUCAGGAGAAAGGAGUCCCGAUUACUGUGCUGCUUUGAAGAGCAGACCACAGUUCUUAUCCAACAGAACACAUGGCUCUUUUAAAGAAAAUUAACCAGAUCUUACUGUUACUUCUUAUAUUAACCGUGUGUGCAAUCCUGUACAACAAAGUUCACAAAGCACCAUCUGCCUUAAGGAAUGAAGCAGGUGAGUUGGAGAGUCCUAAGGAAACGGAGGAAGAAAUCCCAGUUGUAAUCUGUGCUGCUGCAGGCAGAAUGGGUGCAACUGUAGCAGCAAUCAGUAGCAUCUACAGCAACACAGAGGCUAAUGUUUUGUUCUACAUAGUUGGACUGAAGAACACCAUCCCACAUAUUCGAAAAUGGAUUGAAAAUUCUAAACUAAAAGAAAUAAAAUUUAAGACUGUGGAAUUCAACCCCAUGGUACUGAAAGGAAAAAUCAGACAAGAUGCAUCGCGUCCUGAGCUACUGCAGCCUCUGAACUUCGUUCGAUUUUACCUUCCUUUGCUUAUCCAGAAACACGAGAAAGUCAUAUAUUUGGAUGAUGAUGUCAUUGUUCAAGGUGACAUUCAGGAACUCUAUGAUACAAAGCUGGCUCCUGGCCAUGCUGCGGCUUUUUCAGAUGAUUGUGAUCUCCCUUCCACGCAUGAGAUGGUUAGAAGUGUUGGGAUGCAGAACACAUACAUGGGAUUUCUGGACUAUAGAAAGCAAGCAAUUAGAGACCUUGGCAUCAGCCCCAGCACCUGCUCCUUUAAUCCUGGCGUAAUUGUUGCUAACAUGACUGAAUGGAAAAAUCAGCGGCUCACAAAGCAGUUGGAAAAGUGGAUGCAAAGAAAUGUAGAGGAAAACCUCUACAGCAGCACCCUUGGGGGAGGUGUGGCGACCUCUCCAAUGCUGAUUGUAUUUCAUGGAAAGCAUUCCACUAUUAAUCCUAUGUGGCACAUACGGCAUCUCGGUUGGAGUCCUGAUACCCGGUAUUCAGAGCAUUUUCUUCAAGAAGCUAAAUUACUUCACUGGAAUGGGAGAUAUAAACCUUGGGACUAUCCCAGCGUUCACACUGAUCUCUGGGAAAACUGGUUUAUCCCUGACCCUUCAGGGAAGUUCAAAUUAACGCGUCCUGACAGCUGAUAAUGAAAACACUUCAACAUAUUCAGACCUUUUGGGUUGCAGUAUGCAAAUAGUUGGUGAUGCAACACAUCAAAUCGUAUAACUAACUGAUUUUAGAAAAAUGUUGCUUAAAUAUUGCCAUGAAAUGACUAUCAGUUUUGAGGGCUUAUGGGUGGUAUGUUAGUUACACAGUUCAAAUUUUUUUUUUUUUUUUAAUUUUCAAAUAAAGUGAGGAAACAAGUUUAUUUUACAAUGAGGUAUUUUCAUUAAAUAUUUACUGAGGUGAAGUCAGAUAAUGUGUUUCAAUGUGAAGUCAAGUAUCUGCCAGGAGGAGAAAAAUCUACAGAGGAAAUAACUUGUGAUAUUAAAUACAAGGUGUCUUUAGUCUAUCAGCUGACAGGGAGCAGCUCAAAAUUAAAACUCA